GCCAAAGACCAAGCAGCAGGUCUGUAAGGAAUGCUUCUUUACGGCAUUCGAAGAUGAGAUUCAUCACACAAUUAUAAAGAAUAAGCUGUUCAAAUCAGGCGAGAGGGUUGCAGUGGCUGCCUCAGGAGGAAAAGAUUCCACUGUGCUGGCACACUUGAUGAGCCUGCUGAAUAAAAGACAUGGAUACGGGUUGGACCUCUUUCUCCUCUCGAUAGAUGAAGGGAUCGAGGGCUAUCGUGACGAUUCGCUGGAGACGGUCAAGCGGAACGAAAAGCAGUAUGGAAUGCCCCUGACAGUUCUGUCAUACAAGUCCCUGUAUGGGUGGACGAUGGACGAGAUUGUCCGGAAGAUUGGGAAGAAGAACAACUGCACCUUCUGUGGGGUUUUUCGACGCCAGGCGCUGGACCGUGGGGCGCACAUGAUGCAAGCGGACAAGAUGGUGACCGGUCAUAAUGCAGACGAUAUGGCGGAAACAAUUCUGCUAAAUCUUCUCCGUGGCGAUGUCGCCAGGUUGAGCCGGUGUGCUGCAAUUGUGACGGGAGAAGACAGUGCGCUUCCACGAUGUAAACCGUUCAAGUACACUUUUGAGAAGGAGAUUGUUAUGUAUGCCUACUUCAAAAAGCUGGACUACUUCUCCACAGAAUGUAUAUAUUCGCCAGAUGCAUAUCGUGGAUUUGCACGCGAUUUUGUGAAGGAUCUGGAGAACAUCAGGCCUGAAGCAAUCUUGGACAUUAUAAGGUCCGCAGAGAAUUUUCAAUUUGAGGCAACAACCAAAAUGCCAAAACAGGGAACCUGCGAACAAUGCGGCUAUAUUACCAGCCAGAAACGGUGCAAGGCAUGUGUUUUGUUGGAGGGGCUGAACCAAGGGCAACCACUCCUGGGAAUCGGAAGGGCGCGGAAGAGCGGCAACGACAGGGAUCCCUCAGCGAAUUCUGGGGAUCGAAACAGCGAAUACCAGGUGUCAGAAGCGAGAGGCACAGAGGCACAGAAGCGGCGUGGCAAGAGGAGGAAUAGGCAGCCAAGACAAGGUGGCAUAAGGUCAGAAGAUUGUGUGCAAAUCAGUUAUGAGGAAACAUCAUAGUAGCUGGCUUUCACAACAGGACUGUGAUCCUUAUUGCUGUACCACCAGUACCCUUUGUGAAAAUCUCUCAAGAAUUAUGGAUGUCAAAUUGUGAAUUGAUUGUAACCGCCGUCUUUCCAACACUUGCUGGAUUCUUGUUCUGUCAAAAGCCUUUGCGAGACCGAGUAAUCUACAGCAGCAUUGUUGUAGGUGUGCAUGUGCGGAGGUAAGGGAGGAGGGGGUCGCCGUAAAGUGGGUGCUGGUGGGGGCAUGGGUGCGGUUGCGCGCGCGCGUGCGUGUGUGUGUGUUGACUGUCACCAGAACAAACUCCUUGACGAUCC
Chara braunii is the source of this 1401-nucleotide messenger RNA. The record is from the annotation of a GenBank genome assembly. Lineage: Eukaryota; Viridiplantae; Streptophyta; Charophyceae; Charales; Characeae.